Molecule: messenger RNA, 2136 nt
Organism: Ornithodoros turicata
Lineage: Eukaryota; Metazoa; Arthropoda; Arachnida; Ixodida; Argasidae
Product: stAR-related lipid transfer protein 7, mitochondrial-like
Exons: 6
Coding region: 116-1321 (401 amino acids)
Molecular function (GO): lipid binding
Source: RefSeq, a predicted model, not a curated record
GCAAUGCCCUAUGUUGUGGAGUGGACGGAGGAGCAUGGUUCCGAACAUGCGAUAAGUUCACCAAAUUCUCACUUUCCUAAUAAUUCUCACGGUGGAUACUAAGCUGUUUGAUCAAAUGAUGUUUCUAAAUCAAGUCGUCUCAAUACUACGUAGACCUCUAAAGCCGUGCAAUCAUGCGCGACCAGACUUGAUCACUGUGAAAUCUUUUGCCGCAAACUUCGUGUCCAGGGAACUGUUCCGGGGACAUAAGCUUUGCGCAAACGACUUUGCAAGAAGUAGUCAUCGUUGCAUCGUGCCAAAAGAACUCUGGCAGACUCUAGUCUUUGAGUUGAACGAGAGACUCGCACUUCUCGGCGAGAUUUUAGCGAAGCAAUGCAACUUUUACGUCGCACAUCGCUUGCGCAGAGCGAAUCAGAUUUGGAACCUCUACAGCCGGCUGUAUGCGGAAAAGACCUUAAUAAGAUUGGUAUCAAAAUUUGUGGAAAGACUGAGGAAUAAGCCUCAGAGAUCGCUGGGGCUUCUUUUGAGUGCAGCCGUUUACAAAUGGGAGCAGGAGAGAAUAUCAGACAACGAGAUGAGGAGGUGUAUCGAUGAAUUUGAGAUCCUGUCCCAGAAGUGCGGCAACAACAACAACGGCAACUGCAGCGAACCGACGUUGCAUCCGGAGGCCUUCAAAGCCCACCUGGCCCAAGAGGGAUGGGAGCCGGUCGUGGAAAACAGCAAAAUGUUCCUGUGGAGACGCUGGAUGCCGGAAACAUCGGGUUAUGAGUACAAAGUCUUUGGGACUUUCUACGACAUCCCGGCACGAGCCUUCUUCAGCGUUCAGACUGAUACGGAGUACCGCAAACGCUGGGACAGCCUCGUCAUCAAGCUCGACAUCAUUGACAGGGAAGCCAAAGGUGGAUGCGAGAUUGUGCAUUGGGUCAUGCACUACCCCUUCCCAAUGUACAAGCGCGACUACGUGUACAUCCGUCGGGCUCUCGUGGACAGAGAACGCAACGUCAUGGUGCUGAUGUCACGGUCGACAAACCACCCGGCAUGCCCACCCGUGGACAAGUGUGUUCGUAUCACAAAGUACACGUCACACAUGGUUAUUCGCCCACAUCAUGGCAUUGAAGAGGAUGGAUUUGAUUUCCUGCUGUCCUACUACGACGAUCCAGAGUCUUCCUUUCCUGGGCCCAUCUACAGUUGGAUGGCUGCCUCGGGCGUUCCAGACUUCCUCGAGAAGCUUCACGGCGCUGCUCGUGACCUGCACCAUAAAAGCAAGGCCCCCGCGCCUGUGCCGACGGGAACCCACGUGCAGUGCGCGGCCUAUGCCUGAAGUGGCGUUGCUCGGAGGACACAUAGUGGAAUUGAUUAUAGCGACAGCCAAAUGAGUUUACGCGUUCCUAAUCUCCUCUAUAACGGAGUUCUAGGGAGUAAAAGACAUUUUAUCUUGCCCGAGUGACGGAAAGGAGGCAUUGCGAUUUCUCUGAUCGUAGUCCACUAGGCAUUGCAGUCAUGUGUAUCUAGUAUGUGGGCCCUAGUUCACUCCGAUGCCACGAGAGGGCAGAAGGGUAUUGGUGGUGUGUAGAUAGUGCGAAAGAGUGGCGAAAGCGACAUUUCACAGCUCAACUCAGCUACAUGACAGAUUUUGAAAUACUACCGCAUUUAUGUGUGCAGUUUGAAGAGUGAUGCCCGCUAUCGGUGUAGGCAACAGAUAUGUUCGGCGUAUUUUCUCAGUUAUAAAACAUACACUUUCUUUCUUGCCACUGGCGCCGAAAUCAGAACUGUGCUUCAUAAUCUCCAAAUUUGGAAUGUCACGUGCACAUAAAUGCGGUACCAGUUGUGUGUGAUCUGUUCAUUUUUUUAGGUAAAAAUACGUGCUGUGGCGUUCAGACAUGUUGAAACCUGUAGUUGUUCCUUUGAUGGCAUUUAGUUGGGUCAAAAACAUCUUGAAUGCAGAAUAAUGGAGUUCUGUUAUCUCUCAAAGCGAUAUAACCUGUUAUCAUUGUCACUCAUAUGAUGCAUGAGAUGACUUGUGACUUAGAAAUGUGUACCUUGCCUUUUUUCAAGAUCUGAUUAGCUGAUAAGAAAGGUUGCCUUUCAUUUAACCUCUUGUACUCACAAGCAUAAUAAUAUUCAAGAUGUGCUGUA